Molecule: messenger RNA, 621 nt
Organism: Torulaspora globosa
Lineage: Eukaryota; Fungi; Ascomycota; Saccharomycetes; Saccharomycetales; Saccharomycetaceae
Gene: VLD1
Product: Vld1p
Exons: 1
Coding region: 1-621 (206 amino acids)
Source: RefSeq, a predicted model, not a curated record
AUGAACAGUGCCGAACAACUCACGCUGGUGUGCUACACCUGCGUGUAUCUGCGCUACAUGAAGGACGGCUCGCUGCUGCUGGCGGUACUCGCCGCCGUCGUCGUCUCGCUCGCAGACUUCCUCGCAACGCUCACCACCACGUACCUGAAACACAACUCGCAUCCGCACCACGACAGCUUCACUCCGACCGACUCCCCCGUCGUGCGCGCCAUCGUGCUCAAGGCGCUCCGCUACCUGCAGGUGCUGCUGCUUGUCCAGACGGCGUACCUGCUGCCGUACCACGCGACCCUCGCACAGCCGCACGGGUUUGUCGAUCUGCGCAUCAUCGACGAGCGCGACCGCCAGGGCUCGUGGCAGCUGUGGGCGCUCGACCUCGCCGUCACGCUGCUGGAGCUCGCGCUCAUCUCGGAGGCGCUGCGACCGGAGUACGCCGGCCGCCGGCUGGCGCUGCCGCAGCUGCAGACCCACCGCUACGGGAUCCUCGCUCUGCUGCGCUUCGACACGUGGUCGCCCGCCGUGUGUCGUGACGGGCCCGAGCUCAGCGUGGUCGCCAAGCCUACAACUCGGUACGGGAGCACCGCGACAGCGACCGAGCCGCCGGACGCCCGCGCCCAUGGCUAG